GGGUGUCAGCCACUUGGUUUCUGUUUUUUUUUUUAUUCGGUUUUUGCUGAGUAAUGACGCAAGAGCUUCCGUUGUUUCCCAGACAGUAAAGCGAUGAGGGCUGCCAUGGUAUCUUAAACCAGCCUUCCCCAACCAAAAACAGAGCAGGAAGCUGCAAUUGGUAGUGCAAGAGCCAUGGCGAGAGUAACGCGCAUAAAGCUGGGUUCCCAGGGUCUGGAGGUCUCCACCCAGGGCCUGGGUUGCAUGGGGAUGUCCGCCUUCUACGGCCCCCCAAAGCCGGAGACCGAUAUGAUCGCCCUCGUCCACCACGCCGUCCGCAGCGGCGUCACCUUCCUCGACACUUCCGACAGCUACGGCCCCUUCACCAACGAGAUUCUCCUCGGCAAGGCUCUGCAAGGGGGGAUGAGGGAGAAGGUGGAGCUGGCGACCAAGUUUGGUAUCAGUUAUGCUGAUGGGAAGCGUGAGAUACGUGGGGAUCCAGCGUAUGUGAGGGCCGCCUGCGAGGCGAGCUUGAAGAGGCUUGGCAUCGACUGCAUCGAUCUCUACUAUCAGCAUCGAAUUGACACUCGAGUCCCCAUCGAGGUUACGAGAACUUGGUAUUGGAAUUGUUGCAUAUAGUCCACUAGGAAGGGGUUUCUUUUCUGCUGGACUGAAAAUGGCCAAUAGUUUGUCAGACCAGGACUUCCGUAAGAGUAUGCCCAGAUUUCAACCUGAGAAUCUUGAGCAAAAUGCAGUUAUAUUUGAGCGCGUAAAUGAAAUGGCUAAAAGGAAGGGAUGCACCCCUUCACAGCUUGCGUUGGCUUGGGUUCAUCACCAGGGAAGUGAUGUUUGUCCCAUACCAGGAACCACCAAGAUUGAGAACUUCAACCAGAAUAUUGGAGCACUGUCACUGAAACUCACGCCUGAAGAAAUGGCUGAACUUGAAUCAUAUGCUUCAACAGAUUCUGUCAAGGGUGAUAGAUAUUCAUCUUCAGUAAGCACAUGGAAGAACUCUGAGACCCCUCCCCUAUCUUCAUGGAAAGGUGAAUGAUGAUCCUUUCGAAACCUGCUUUCCUGUGCUUUCUUUGCAGUUUGAUAAUAGUUAUCUAUGGAUUUUGAGAGUAUGGAAGGACGUGUUUAUGUUUGAGUUCACCAAUGUGCAUGAUUUGCAAUGAAUGCUGGCCGGUCUUCUGUUUGUGGCUUGCCUAAAAUAAUGGAAGAUGUAAUGUCUUUUUGUAAGGAGUUCUGGUGUGCUGAAGAAAAACGUAUUAGCUGUUGUCACCAACUACCGCAGAGUGCACAUGAGAAGAAGGAUGGAUGGUGGUUGUGU
Messenger RNA from Elaeis guineensis (African oil palm), 1309 nucleotides. NCBI's taxonomy places the organism in Eukaryota, Viridiplantae, Streptophyta, Magnoliopsida, Arecales, Arecaceae. The record is from RefSeq and is a predicted model, not a curated record.